AGAAAGAAAUUUGAAGAAACAGCAAAGAAAGCUUCCAUUUUUUUCAUGCUUCUCUUUUACUGUAUGUACUGUAAGGCAUGCUUCUGAUGCCUCUUCCCAUCACCUACCAUUGAUAACUCCAUCCCUUCUUAUUAACCCCACCACCACCAUUUCCUCAUCCCAGAAUUGCAUAUGCUUCUUCUUUUUUCUUCUCUUCUCCAAUCCCCUCUUGACUAAUUUGCACCACAAGACGCUCUGUGAUGUGACAUUUUUUGGAUUUUCAGGAGGUUAAGAGAGCUUCCUAUGAGCUUGGAUUCACACCCACUUGCCAAUUGAGGAAUCCCAGGAAGGAAAACCAACGAAAGUUGAGAUUUUCACAAUGGGGCUGAUUUGGGUAUGCGGCGAUGGACUAUCUUCCAAGUGACUCUUUUUGGAAUUCUUUUGAUAAGAGAUCUGGGCUUGAUUUUGUUUCAUUUCUCAAGGAGGAGACUGAAGAAGGCAGCUCAGAUUGGUUUCAAAGGAAGAUGACUGGAUUUUAUGUCUGUGCUGAAAGACGUGAAACUUCUCACAUGAUCAGAUAGCUAUUCAAAGCAGAAAUGGCGUCGGAUCUUAAUGAGGGAUUAUCUAAAAAGACAUUUGUUUUCGGUUUGAAGGUCUGGGUAUUAACAGGGAUCUUUGUUGGGGUGUUCAUUGUAAUUAUCCUGCUGGUGCUAUCAAUAUGCCUAACUUCAAGAAAACGAUCGAGAAAAAAUAAUGAUAUGCUUCCCCUUUGCCAAAUUCCAAAUGUUUCAAAGGAAAUCAAAGAGAUUAAAAUAGAUCAAGUUUCAGCAAGUAAUUAUGCUCACCAUAAUGGAAAUUUUCUCACCCUAAAUGAUAAAUUUAGUGAUAGAGAGUCUGAGAAAGUUUUGAUUAAUUCAAAGACUGGAGAUAGUAGCAGUCAAUCAGGCUCUUUUACUAGAAUAGAGAAGGAAGGUGGUGGUGGUGCUGGUUGUCAAUCUGGUGAAGGGGGUGGUGGCGGGAAAGUUUCAGUUCAGAGACCUUCAUUGCGCCCUAUAACUGCCCCAUCUCCUCUCUCUGGUCUUCCUGAAUUCUCUCACCUUGGUUGGGGUCACUGGUUUACACUUAGGGACUUGGAACUUGCAACAAAGCGUUUUUCCAAGGAAAAUAUCAUUGGUGAGGGUGGAUAUGGUAUUGUUUAUCGAGGUCAUCUGAUUAAUGGGACUCCUGUGGCUGUCAAGAAGCUUCUCAAUAAUCUUGGACAAGCGGAGAAGGAAUUUAGAGUAGAAGUUGAGGCUAUUGGGCAUGUACGGCAUAAGAACCUGGUUCGACUUUUGGGAUAUUGCAUUGAAGGCACCAACAGGUUGUUGGUGUAUGAGUAUGUGAACAAUGGCAAUUUGGAGCAAUGGCUCCAUGGAGCUAUGCGUCAACAUGGUUGUCUUACUUGGGAAGCGCGAAUGAAAGUGCUCCUUGGCACUGCUAAAGCGUUGGCUUAUCUGCAUGAGGCAAUUGAGCCAAAAGUUGUGCAUCGAGACAUCAAGUCAAGCAAUAUCUUGCUUGAUGAUGACUUCAACGCUAAGAUAUCAGAUUUUGGUCUGGCAAAGUUGCUAGGUGCUGGAAAAAGUCAUAUUACUACUAGAGUUAUGGGCACCUUUGGAUAUGUUGCUCCAGAAUAUGCCAAUUCUGGCCUUUUAAAUGAGAAGAGUGAUGUUUAUAGCUUUGGUGUUGUUCUUUUGGAAGCUAUUACUGGAAGAGACCCAGUGGAUUAUGGUCGACCAGCACAUGAGGUAAAUCUGGUAGACUGGCUUAAGAUGAUGGUUGGAAGCAGGCGUUCAGAAGAGGUGGUAGAUCCAAACAUUGAAAUGAGGCCAUCAACAAGUAACGUUAAACGAGCACUGUUGACUGCUUUGAGGUGUGUUGAUCCUGAGGCCGACAGAAGACCUAAGAUGGGUCAAGUUGUUCGCAUGCUUGAGUCAGAGGAAUACCCAAUACCUCGAGAGGAUCGAAGACACAGGAGGAGUCAAGCAGGGAAUUCAGAGGCUGAGCGUCAGAGAGAGAAUUCUGAUACAGAUAGGAGUGACAAUCCAGAAGGGAGAUCUGGCAACAGAAGGAACAACCAUACAUAGAUAGUUAAAAGUUGGACAAGUCCAUUUUAGAGUCUAAUGAAUAGAAGAGGCCAUUGCAUUGCGUUUUCUCAAGCUUUGAAUUGAGACGAAGGAUGGUUGUUUUUCAAUUCCUAUAACUUGUGUCCAAAAGUGGCAUUAGAAUGGACGCCCUUUCCAUUGGUUGUGUGUACAGUUCUCCGCUCUUUUUCAAAUUUUGUUUCACGGCCCUAGCUCGUUUUAGCUCGGUGGGGAUUUACUAAUGAGCCCCCUUGUUAAGAGAAAAACACUACUAAAAGGGUAAAAAAGAGAGUUUAUUUUGUGGUUGUAUUCAAAGGCAAACUUGCUAGUUUUCUGGAUAUUGAAAUUUAUGAAAUAUAUAUAUAUAUAUAGUCAUUUUCACA
Ziziphus jujuba (common jujube) is the source of this 2482-nucleotide messenger RNA. RefSeq names its product probable receptor-like protein kinase At5g18500. The record is from RefSeq and is a predicted model, not a curated record. Gene Ontology annotation, molecular function: ATP binding; protein kinase activity. Bases 576 to 2102 code for a protein of 508 amino acids. Gene Ontology annotation, biological process: protein phosphorylation. The transcript has 9 exons. NCBI's taxonomy places the organism in Eukaryota, Viridiplantae, Streptophyta, Magnoliopsida, Rosales, Rhamnaceae.